UCUGUUUUGGUGGAAGUGACGCAGUUGGGCACAAGCAGGAGCUACUGUCGCCCCCUGCAGGACUGGAUGACCCGCAGCGAUGCAGGGAUACAGGGCUAUCCAGGAGGUCCAAUCGGAUCUGGGAACCUCCCACCAGGGGGGUGUGCUCAGUCUCAGGAAGCCUCAGGUUUUCAUUUGCAUCAGACAUUCGUGCUCUCCUUCAUUUAACUGGGAUCAGUAUCAUUUGAGAGGUCAUAUCACCGUACCUGGGUUUGAAAAACAAAACAAAACAAAAAACCAAACAAAACAAAACAAAACAAAAAAAACAUUCAAGGUUCAUGGAGCGUCACUGAGGUGGUUUUAGUCCGAGUCAUAUCAGACAGAAAUGGAUGACGACAGCAUCAGAAAUAUGAAGGAGUCGCAGAAUGGCUCCAAUGACCACAGUGUGGACCGUCGCACCGAAGACAAGCAGCCUGUGAAGGCCACUGUGCUUCAAAAAGAGGUUGGGCUGCUGAGUGGCGUCUGUCUGAUUGUGGGGACUAUGAUCGGCUCGGGCAUCUUCAUUUCUCCAAAGGCUGUUCUGCUGUACUCCGGAGCUGUGGGACCCUGCCUCCUCAUCUGGGCUGCCUGUGGCGUGUUAGCCACGCUGGGAGCGCUGUGCUAUGCUGAGCUUGGCACCAUGAUCACCAAAUCAGGGGGAGAGUAUUCAUAUUUAAAGGAGGCUUUUGGCUCCCUUGUAGCCUAUCUUUACUCCUGGACUACUGUCAUGGUGUUGAAGCCCUCCGCAUUCGCCAUCAUCACACUGAGCUUUGCAGAAUAUGCCUCCACCCCUUUCUACCCUGGCUGCACUCCUCCUUUUGUUGUUACCAAGUGUCUGUCAGUAGCAGCUAUAUUGUUAAUCGUCUCCAUCAACUGUCUGAGUGUCAGGCUGGCCAGCUAUGUGCAGAACUUCUUCACUCUAGCCAAACUUUUCAUUAUUCUUGUCAUAGUGGGCGCUGGCAUUGUCUUCUUGGUUCAAGGAAACACCGAGAAUUUUUCACACGCAUUCGAUGGCAGAUCAGCGUCCGUUGGAGCAAUCGGACUUGCAUUUUAUAACGGGCUUUGGGCUUAUGAUGGAUGGAAUCAACUGAAUUUUAUCACAGAGGAGCUGAAAGACCCUUUCAGGAACUUGCCACUGGCCAUCCUCAUUGCGAUCCCGUUGGUUUCUCUGUGCUAUGUGCUGGUCAAUGUUGCUUACUUCUCUGUUAUGACCUCCACUGAACUGCUGUUGUCUCCAGCUGUUGCCGUGACUUUUGGAGACAGAGUCCUUUACCCUCUGUCUUGGAUCGUCCCUCUCUUCGUUGUCUUCUCCACAUUUGGUUCUGCCAAUGGAAGCUGCUUCACUGCUGGCAGACUGGCCUAUGUAUCUGGUAGAGAGGGUCACAUGGUGAAAAUCCUAUCCUAUAUUAGUCUAAAGCACUACACCCCAUCGCCUGCUCUCAUAUUCAAUGGUAUUUUGGCUAUUUUCUACACUAUCCCAGCAGACAUAAACACGCUCAUUAACUACUUCAGCUUUGCUCAGUGGGCGUUUUACGGUCUGACAGCACUGGCCGUCAUAGUCAUGCGUUUCACAAGGAAGGAACUCCAUAGACCAGUGAAGGUGCCGAUUGUCGUAGCAGGCCUAAUGGUGCUGGUGUCCUGCUACUUAGUCCUGGCCCCCAUCAUUGAUAAGCCAGAGCUGGAGUACCUCUACUGUACCAUCUUCAUCCUCAGCAGUCUUCUCCUCUACUACCCUUUUGUCCACUGGAAGGUCAGCUGGGCACGCAAACUCAUGCGGCCCAUUACUAUAUAUCUCCAGCUGCUGAUGGAAGUAGUUCCUCCUGAGAAAACUGAAUGAGAAUGGACAGAACGGACAAGCAGGUCGACUUCUGACGCUUGUCGUACAACAUUCCAGUCCUGGUUCAGGAAACGGAGGGCUGGAAAUUUAGCACCCAGAGUUGGGUCAGAGCCUAAAAAUCAGAGCUCACUUUUGCUGAAUAGCUGCAUAACAAAAGUACUGUACUCAUGAACCUGUGUACCAGGGUAAGAUGAAAUCAUGUGUCAUUUGGGUUCAUUUGGGUUCAGGGCUGAAAAAAAAUGAGGAUUUGUGUUCCUAGAGUGUCCUAAAGGAACACCUCUGCUGGCAUUAAAAUGUACUACUGUAGAUAUUUAAAACAAGAGAGCCAGAUUGAACAUAUCCCGAUGAUAUCUUUCUCCACACGAAGAAAUAAAUCACUAACACAAACCUUCCUGCGAUCAUAGUUAGGUUACGACUGAAUGAUGUAUGGUAGGAUUUGACUUUACACAACUUUUACACAACUUUUUAUGAUGAAUAAAACCAGCACUUAGAGCAACACUUAAACAAUCACAUUAAAAAUGUCCAUUUUCCUUUUUUUUACUGUGCCAAAGAUCACAUAAUGUAGAGCUGCUACAGGAUUUAGAUAUGAAUGAAUCUGCACUUGAGCAAAGGGAAAUGGUCAACAUUUUAAAUGCAUUGGGGAAAUGACAUGUAAGCUCAGCAGAUCAUGCAACAAGAUCAAGAUGAAGAAACAUGUUUAUUUUGUUAUUGAUGUUUGUGCAUUGUUUAAUAAUGCUCUGACUCCUAUUUUUCACACUGGAAUAUCCUGGAACAGUGCUGCAUUGUGUUACCUGGCUUUUAUUAAAGGUAUUAAUCUUGUUGAGUGUGAAGUGGACAUGUGAAAGAAACAAUCUGUGAUUGCAGCAAAUAUCUCCACUGUGUCUU
This is a messenger RNA of Xiphias gladius (swordfish), 2740 nucleotides long. It is a transcript of the gene slc7a9, whose product is annotated as solute carrier family 7 member 9. Gene Ontology annotation, molecular function: L-amino acid transmembrane transporter activity. Gene Ontology annotation, cellular component: membrane. Gene Ontology annotation, biological process: amino acid transmembrane transport. NCBI's taxonomy places the organism in Eukaryota, Metazoa, Chordata, Actinopteri, Istiophoriformes, Xiphiidae. The coding region runs from base 365 to 1855 and encodes 496 amino acids. The transcript has 14 exons. The record is from RefSeq and is a predicted model, not a curated record.